Erinaceus europaeus (western European hedgehog) is the source of this 1709-nucleotide messenger RNA. It is a transcript of the gene CPA3, whose product is annotated as carboxypeptidase A3. Gene Ontology annotation, biological process: proteolysis. Lineage: Eukaryota; Metazoa; Chordata; Mammalia; Eulipotyphla; Erinaceidae. Gene Ontology annotation, molecular function: zinc ion binding; metallocarboxypeptidase activity. The transcript has 11 exons. The record is from RefSeq and is a predicted model, not a curated record. Bases 83 to 1336 code for a protein of 417 amino acids.
CCUGAGGAGGAAGUCAGCUGCUCUUCCAGAUAAGAGCCGAGGCAUAAAGCCAGCCCUGGUGUAGCGGCCGCAGAGAAGAACCAUGCGCUUCCUACUGCCCCUGGGGUUGAUCACCACCAGUCUUGCCUUCUCUCAAGUUCGCUUUGACAGAGAGAAGGUACUUCGCGUGAAGCCCCAGGAUGAGAGACAAGCAAACAUCAUUAAGGACUUGGCCCAGACCAAUGAGCUUGACUUCUGGUAUCCAGAUGCCGUCCACCAUGUAACUGCCAACAUGACUGUAGAUUUUCGAGUUAGUGAAAAGGAAGCCCAGUCCAUCCUGGCUACCUUGGAUCAAAAUAAAAUGCACUAUGAAAUCUUGAUUCAUGAUCUGCAAGAAGAGAUUGAGAAACAGUUUGACAUUAAGGAAGAAAGUCCAGGUAGACACAGCUAUGCAAAAUACAAUAAUUGGGACAAGAUUGUUGCCUGGACUGAAAAAAUGGUGAAUAAGCGUCCUGAAAUUGUCUCUCGUAUUAAAAUCGGAGCAACUGCUGAAGAUAAUCCUCUGUACAUUCUCAAGAUUGGGGGAAAGGAUGAAAGCAAAAAGGCGAUCUUUAUGGACUGCGGCAUUCACGCACGAGAAUGGGUCUCCCCAGCAUUCUGCCAGUGGUUUGUCUAUCAGGCGACCAAAACAUAUGGAAGAAAUAAAAUCAUGACCAAACUCCUAGACCGAAUGAAUUUUUAUGUUCUCCCAGUGUUCAAUGUUGAUGGGUAUAUCUGGACUUGGACAAAGAACCGCAUGUGGAGAAAAAAUCGUUCCAAGAACCAAAACUCCAAGUGCAUUGGCACUGACCUCAAUAGGAACUUUAAUGUCUCGUGGAAUGCUUUUCCUGAGACCAAGAACCCAUGCAGUCCUCUCUACCGGGGCCCAGCACCAGAAUCUGAGAAAGAGACAAAAGCUGUGACCGACUUCAUUCGAAGAAACCUGAAAUCCAUCAAGGCCUACAUCACUGUGCAUUCCUACUCCCAGAUGCUACUGUUUCCCUAUGGGUACACACCAGAAAUGCCUCCUACCUACAAGGACCUGAACAAAGUUGCGAAGAUUGGUACUGACGUUCUGUCAACUAGAUAUGAAACUCGCUACAUCUACGGCCCAAUAGCAUCAACAAUUUACCCGACCUCUGGUUCUUCUUUAGACUGGGCGUAUGACCUGGGCAUCAAACAUACAUUUGCCUUUGAGCUCCGAGACAAAGGCAGAUUUGGGUUUCUUCUUCCAGAAUCUCGAUUAAAGUCAACUUGCAAAGAGACCAUGCUCGCUGUCAAAUUUAUUGCUAAGUAUAUCCUCAGACAUGCUUCCUAAAGAAUCACCCUCCGUUUAGAAGUCAGCUAACCCACCUUUGUGCCUUUUACCAGAAUGUAAUCUUUUAAUUCUUUUCAGAUGCAGCUUUUGCCUCACCUGAAUCCAUCCCUUUCUUGCUCACUGAGCUCCUACUUUUUUUUUUUUGGCUUGUUUCUUUGUUUUAAUUUACCCUCAUUAGUACAGCACAGCUUUAAGUGAAAGCUUGUGACUGUCUUCUUUGCUCCAAGUAAAGUCUGAUGCCAGCACAUAGUAUUUUGAACGUUCCAAAAGAAAUGAAAAACUUUGGCUUCCCCAGAUCAAAUUUUCACUGUGAGAUUCAUCAUUUGGCAUGCUGCUAUGUUAAAAAAUAAAGUGCAUUCUAGUACUUUAAAAA